ACGAAAGCAGCCCGGUUGAACCAACCCAAAGUUCACCCAACCCCAACCCCACGCGACGCGACCCGCCGCCGCCGCCGGCGAUCGCCGGAGAUGUCAUGGCUCGCCCGCUCCCUCGCCACCUCCCUCAACAUCCCCGGCGAUGACGACGACCCUGACGCCACCGCCGCAGCCACCCCGUCUCCCUCCGCGCGAACCCCGCCGCCGACGCCGCCACCCGUGCCUCCCCAACCUCCGCAUUCGGGCGCGGCGGAGGGCGUCAAGGAGGACCUCACCGAGCUGUCCAAAACCCUAACCCGCCAGUUCUGGGGGGUCGCCAAUUUCCUCGCGCCCCCGCCCGGGGAGACAUCGCCCUCGCCCUCCCCGCCAUCGGCGGAGACCGGAUAUGGAACCGCCCAGACGCCGCCUGAGAUCGCCGGGAUCCGCAGCGAUUUCGCCGAGAUCGGCGGGAGGUUCAAGAGCGGGAUCUCGCGGAUCUCGAAUCACAAGGCCGUGUCCGGAUUCUCUAGGAUGGCCUCCAAUUUCUUCGCCGAUGAAGACGACGAUGAGGAGGAAUUGCCGGAUGCGGUGAGGAACGGUGAGGAGGAACGGGUGAUGUUUCCAAUAGAGGAGGUGGCGGCGGAUAGGGCAAGACAUGAGGCUGAGGACUUCGAGGUGAGGCAUGAUUGGGAAAAGAGAGUACGGCAUGGGGUGGGCGACGAUGAAGCGAGACCUCAGGUGGACAACGAUGAGGGGAGGCAUGAGUGGGAGGAGAGGUUAAGACAUGAAUUGGAUGACGGCCAGGUAAUGCAUAAAGAGCGGGAUGAUCAUGAGUUGGAGUUGGAGACGGUAAGACAUGAUGAGAAGGAGGAGGAGGUCGAAGAGGAGUGGGAUGUGAUAGGAAUCACCGAGGAGGUGCUUGCAUUCGCCACUAACAUCGCCAGGCACCCGGAGACCUGGCUUGACUUCCCGCUUCUCCCUGAUGAUGAUGAGUCUGAUGGACCAUUCUCAUGUUUUGACAUGUCGAAUGCUCAGCAAGAGCAUGCGUUGGCUAUUGAGCAACUUGCUCCCAGAUUAGCUGCUUUGCGGAUUGAACUAUGCCCAAUCCAUAUGAGUGAAGAAUGCUUUUGGAAAAUUUAUUUUGUGCUCCUACAUCCUAGACUGAACAAGCAGGAUGCUGAGCUUCUGUCAACACCACAGAUUGUUGAUGCCAGAGCGAUGCUUAUGCAAUGUUUGCAGCACCAGUCAAAGCUUGAAACGGAGCAACUAUAUCAUCGUAAAGAUGAUUUCGGCAUGCAUUCAGAGGAGGAUACCUCUAAAGAUAUUCCAGAAGUAUUCCCAUCUAUGCUACAACAGACUGCUUCUGUCAUCCCCAUAACAGAUUUUGAGACCGAAAAGCAUCCUAUCCAAGUAACUGAAGUUGCAGUAGUGGACAAAUCAGUCAUCAAAGAGCAGCUGACCAAGGAUAGCAAGACCCCAAAUGUUUUGCAGGAAAGCUUUGAUGAUGACAUAGAUGAUUGGUUCGAUGAGGAGGCGGAGCUCGCCGGGCACACAACAAUUCCCAUAGGCGAUGAAGAAGAUGUGUCUUUCAGUGACUUGGAGGACGAUGAUGAGAAAUGAUUCAGUUCAACGCCAACUUCGGUUUGUGUAUUGGAAACUUUCCUUUUCUACUGUACAAGGGAAGAGGUUGAAAUCGUUUUGUCAAUAGAAUGAAAGUUGUACAGUGAAAGUAGAGCCGUCUUGUUUUGGUUCAAGCUGCCCGGUUGGAAUGGGAAGCAGUGAAAAGUAGAGCUGCUUUGUUUUGGUUCAAGCUGCACCGAUGGAAGCACUGUGGUCAGCAGCGUCACGGUUUGUAAUCUUAUUUUUUUAAUCUGUGUACAUAAAAGCAUUUGUGAUGCCACAAGUUCUCGACAACAAAAGUUCUAUCAUUGGUUGGU
Messenger RNA from Oryza brachyantha (malo sina), 1913 nucleotides. RefSeq lists its product as uncharacterized. The coding region runs from base 91 to 1596 and encodes 501 amino acids. The record is from RefSeq and is a predicted model, not a curated record. NCBI's taxonomy places the organism in Eukaryota, Viridiplantae, Streptophyta, Magnoliopsida, Poales, Poaceae. The transcript is spliced from 3 exons.